Pocillopora verrucosa is the source of this 1624-nucleotide messenger RNA. Its product is annotated as KRR1 small subunit processome component homolog. Lineage: Eukaryota; Metazoa; Cnidaria; Anthozoa; Scleractinia; Pocilloporidae. The record is from RefSeq and is a predicted model, not a curated record. Gene Ontology annotation, cellular component: nucleolus; small-subunit processome. Gene Ontology annotation, molecular function: RNA binding.
UCAUGGCGGACGGCGAUGGCAAGCCAGCUGGAACAGAACAACCAGGUGGCAGCAAGAAAAGAAACUACAGGAAAGACAAGCCCUGGGAUCACGAGGGAAUUGACCAUUGGAAAAUCGAGCCAUUCUCAAAUGAAGACAAUCCUCAUGGCAUGAUAGAGGAGAGUUCGUUUGCAACUUUGUUUCCAAAAUAUAGAGAAAAAUACUUGCGGGAAUUCUGGCCUUUGGUGGAAAAGAAGUUGAAAGAAUCUGGGUUAAAGUGUCAGCUUGAUGUUAUUGAAGGAAGCAUGACAGUAAGUACAACACGGAAGACGUGGGAUCCUUAUAUCAUCAUCAAGGCCAGAGAUAUGAUCAAACUUAUGGCAAGAAGUGUUCCAUUUGAGCAGGCUCAGCGUGUUUUAGAAGAUGAUGUUGCAUGUGACAUUAUAAAGAUAGGAUCCUUAGUUCGUAACAGAGAAAGGUUUGUAAAGAGAAGACAGAGGCUUCUUGGUCCAAAUGGGGCAACACUAAAGGCUCUUGAAUUACUCACACAAUGUUAUAUCAUGGUACAAGGCAAUACUGUGGCAUCCCUUGGUCCAUACAAAGGACUUAAACAGGUGCGUAAAGUGGUGGAAGAUACAAUGAAAAACAUUCAUCCGAUUUAUAACAUCAAGACACUGAUGAUCAAAAGAGAGCUAGCUAAAGAUCCAGAGUUAAAAAAUGAAUCUUGGGACAGAUUUUUACCCAAGUUUAGACAGACCACCACAAAGAAGGUGAAGAAAGCCAAGUUCAAGAAGAAGGAAUAUACUCCAUUCCCUCCACCUCAAACAGAGAGCAAGAUUGAUAAACAGUUAGCCAGCGGUGAAUACUUUCUACAAGAAAAAGAAAGGAGACUGAAAGCUCAACAGGAAAAGAAGAACCGUCAAGUGGCUGCAGAAGGAAAGCGAAAAGCUCAACGGGAGCAGGCAUUCAUUCCACCUGUGGAGGAAAAACCUAAACAAGAAAACAAGAAGAAAGCAAAUGACAGCAAAGUGGAUGUGGAAGCCUUCAAAAAGAAAAUAAAAAAUUCACAGAAAAGAAAAGUUGCUGAAACAAGCAAAACAGUAGCUCCCACGAAAAGUAAAAAGGUCAAAAGAUAAGAAUGUAAAUAGUGUAUUAUCGGAAAUCAAUUUAUGGAAAUAGACAUGCUUUUUGGCCCCCCCUCUUCCCCCCCCCCCCAUAAAAUGCUGUUGCUGUAGUCUACUAUGGUGUCAGAGGAGUUUUCCACAGAGGGAUUUUGCAGUCAAGGUCAUCACCUUAAUAUUUGAGAAGAUAGCAACAAAUGACAAAUUCCAUGGUGCUCAUCUAAGACAAUUGUGUAGUGAGGAUCAAAGACAAUGUUCUAUUUGUUCAGUUUUCUUAAAUUUAAUACACUUUCUCUUUACUGUUAUUUUAUUUGAUGUGCAACCUUCCACUUCAGUUCCAUUUUCAUUGCCAGCUUUGUUACUUUUUUUAAAAGUGUUCAAUGCCAUCAAGAUGAAUGAUCGUCAAUUGAUAUCAAUAGCAGUACAGUAAGAAAGGAUGGAUUUAACACUGUUUUAUGUAGUGUUUAUUGAGAACCUUUUAUAUUCAAAGUGAGUACUUCUUUUAAUAUGUAAUUUACUUGAAC